Messenger RNA from Sorghum bicolor (sorghum), 889 nucleotides. RefSeq lists its product as uncharacterized. The record is from RefSeq and is a predicted model, not a curated record. The coding region runs from base 132 to 689 and encodes 185 amino acids. The transcript has 2 exons. NCBI's taxonomy places the organism in Eukaryota, Viridiplantae, Streptophyta, Magnoliopsida, Poales, Poaceae.
AACGUGCUAAUCGCUCCGUCCCGUCUCCCACCGCGCCGUGCGCGGCCAUAUAAGACCCCCCCCGCCGGCCCAUCCGGUGCUCCCCAGAGGAACCCGAAUCCAUCCCCAGCACCCCGGCGAGCGAUCGAUCGAUGGGCAACUGCCAGGCGGCGGAGGCGGCGGCCGUGGUGAUCCAGCACCCCGGCGGCAAGGUGGAGCGGCUGUACGGGGCGGCCACCGCGGCGGAGGUGAUGCGCGGCAACCCCGGGCACUACGUGGCGCUCGUCGUGCUCCGCGUCUCGGCCGUCGGCAAGCAGGACGCGGACCCGGAGGUCUCCACGGGCGCGGCGGCGGGCGGCGGCGCCAGGAUCACCAAGGUGAAGCUGCUCAAGCCCAAGGACACGCUGCUCCUGGGGCAGGUGUACCGGCUCAUCACCUCGCAAGAGGUGGCGAAGGCGAUACAGGCGAGGAGGGAGGACAAGAUGCGUCGGUACGGCAGCGCCGUCGCCGGCGAGGGCGAGGUGGUGGCGGACGACGACCGGCGGGCGCAGCCGGGACGACACGCCGCCGCCGACGCCGCGGCGGGCUGCCAAGGGCAGGGGCGGCGGUCCACCGGCCAGGAACGGAAGCGGCCGGAGAAGUCGGACCGGCAGCACAGAGGGCGGCAGUGGCAGCCUUCGCUGCAGAGCAUCUCGGAGGCGGCGAGCUGACGCGACAAUCAGGCCGCUCUGCCGCACCUGGAUAUGGAGUGGAGUGAGGACUAGUAGCAGUCUACAUCUACAGUACUAGUAUAGAAGCAGGGCAGGGGAGUGUACGUAGCUGCUGUUGCUGUACUGUACAUUGGUCGAGAGAGAGAGAGUGACGAAGCAGAGUUUGCAAGAGGUGAAUUAAUCCGCCCCAUCAUUGCUAA